UAAAUAAAAGGAGAGAGAGUGAGAACAAAUGAUGAGGCGAAUAGAUAAUGAAGAUCGGCGGCGUGGUCGUAUACGGCGGAGCUCCACGUGGCAGCGUUGUGCCUCUGCUUCUCCGCCGCCGCAGAGUUUCCCUCCGCGUUUUUUCUUCUUCCUCUUACUCCUCCAUUUCUGACCACGUUUCUUUCGUGAAGGAUGUGGCUGCGACUCAGCCUCCUCAACAUCUUUCACAUCUCCUAAAUAUUUUGAAAACCAGAGGUGAAACUAUUGUCUCACCGGGUGCCAGGCAAGGAUUAAUACCUCUUGCCAUCCCGCUGACAAAAAAUAGUUCUGGUAAUGUGACUGCACUGCUGCGGUGGCCCACGGCUCCACCCGAGAUGGAAAUGCCAGUGGUGGAAGUAAGAAAACAUGGAGUAUGGCUUUUGGCCAAGACUGUAGACCAAUUUAUACACCGAAUGAUAGUUGAGGAAGAUGUAAAGAACAGUCGGGAGAGAAAUGAAGCCGUAUUUAAUGCUUCGGCUGAUGCUGGGAAGAAACUUUACAGAACGGGUGAUUUUGCAGAGUCUGGAAUUUCUAACCUUGAUGUCUAUCUUUUGAAAAAGGUCGGUAUAUUUCCAGAUAUCAUAGAGCGCAAAGUGAUGCGGCAUUUUGAGGAAGGAGAUCAUGUUUCAGCAUUAGUAACUGGAGAAUUUUAUACCAAGAAGGAGCAUUUUCCAGGAUUUGCACGACCUUUUGCGUUCAAUGCGGAGGUUUUGCUGAGGUUGGUCUUAUUGCUGCCUUUCUGUUUAAUAAUUUUCUACAGGGUUGGUCGUAAAGUAGAAGCUAAAGAUGCUGCUAGGGGAGCUUUGAAAUCACCGUGGUGGACUCUGGGUUGCAAGUAUGAGGACGUAGCUAAUAUAGCACAAUGGGAUGAUGAGCAAAUUGAGUACAUUAAAGAGAGGGUGACUGAAGAGGGAAGGCAAGAAGAUAUUAAAAAAGGAAAGGCCCCUGAGCAGGUUGUGCUAGACGAAGCCGCUUUCUUGUUGGAUUUAGCUUCUGUAGAGGGAGAAUGGGAUGACUACUUAGAGCGGAUAGCCAAAUGUUACGAGGAAGCAGGACUUCCAGAUGUUGCCAAAUUUAUACUUUAUAGAGAUUGAUUUAAUUAA
Molecule: messenger RNA, 1142 nt
Organism: Vigna umbellata (rice bean)
Lineage: Eukaryota; Viridiplantae; Streptophyta; Magnoliopsida; Fabales; Fabaceae
Source: RefSeq, a predicted model, not a curated record